AUGGAAUAAAAAUCUAGCUUUAUGAAUGUUGAGGAAAGAGUUUAUUUCCCUGAAGAGGAACUUAAAAUAUUGAAGUAUUGGAAUGAAAUUAAUGCCUUUCAGAAAUAAUAAGAUUUGACUAAAGACUGCCCUCGGUUUACAAUUUACGAUGGACCACCAUUUGCAAUUGGAUUACCGCAUUAUGGUCAUAUGUGUGCAGGUACAAUCAAAGAUGUUGUGUGUAGAUAUUUUGCGAUGAACGGUAAAUAUGUUGAGAGAAGGUUUGGAUGGGAUUGUCAUGGUUUGCCAGUGGAGCACGAAAUAGACAAGGCUCUUAAUAUUCAAAAAAGAGAAGAUAUCUUGAAUAUGGGAAUUGAUAAGUAUAACCAUCAGUGCAGAUCAAUUGUAUACAAGUAUGCCUCAGAAUGGAGGAGAAUUGUAGAGAGAUCAGGCAGAUGGGUUGAUUUUGAUAAUGAAUAUAAAACUAUGGACACUUCAUAUAUGGAGAGUGUGUGGUGGGUGUUUAAAUAAUUAUGGGAAAAAGGGUUAGUAUAUCGAGGAUGCAAGGUUAUGCCAUAUUCUAAUGGAUGUUCAACAGUUCUAAGCGAUUUUGAAACUUAAUAAAAUUAUAAAGAAGUUUGGGAUCCAGCAAUUGUGAUUAAAUUUCCCUUAGUAAAUGAAGUAAAUACAAGUUUAGUUGCUUGGACAACAACUCCGUGGACUCUACCGUCCAACUUAGCUUUGGCGGUUAAUCCAAAACUUGUUUACAUAAAAGUGUUAGAUAAAGCUACAAAUACUCAUUAUAUCCUAGCAGAAUCUAGAAUUGUAGAGCUCUAUUCAAAGGCUACUCAAUAUGAAAUUGUAAAUAAAGUAUUGGGUAGUUAAUUGGAGGGGAUGGAGUAUGUGCCUCUGUUUAAUUACUUUUUGGAUAGAAGGUAGCAGGGAUGUUUUAAAGUAUUAUUAGCAAACUAUGUAACCGAUCAGGAUGGAACAGGAGUAGUACAUAUUGCACCUGGAUUUGGAGAAGAGGAUUAUAAGUUGAGUUUGAUAGCUGGAAUCAUUACUCACAAAGAUCCAUUAGUACCUAUUGAUUCUGAUGGCAGGUUUUUGGAAUGUGUAACAGAUUUUUCAGGAAUGGAUAUCAAAAGUGCAGAUAAGGAAAUUAGAAGGACUCUGAAACUAAAAUAGAGACUAAUUAAGGAUGGACAAGUUUACCAUAGUUAUCCUUUUUGUUGGAGAUCAUAAACCCCAUUAAUUUAUAAAGCAAUCAGUUGUUGGUUUAUUAAUGUCACAGCCAUUAAAGAUGAGUUGAUUGAUAAUAAUAAAAAAGCUAGAUGGGUACCUAAUGCAAUCAAAGAAGGAAGAUUCAAUGAUUAGAUAGAAUAGGCUCAAGAUUGGUGUUUUAGUAGAAAUAGAUUUUGGGGUAAUCCCAUCCCCAUCUGGGCAAGUGAGGAUUUAGAAGAACUUGUCUGUGUUGGAUCAAUUGAAGAGUUGAAAUAAUUGUCAGGUGUCACAGAUAUUUCAGAUCUUCAUCGAGAAUUCAUAGAUUAGAUAACUAUCCCAAGUAAAUAUGGAAAAGGAGUUUUAAAAAGAAUUGAUGAAGUUUUUGACUGCUGGUUUGAAAGUGGGUCUAUGCCAUUUGCUCAAUAACAUUAUCCUUUUGAGGGAAAAGAUUUAUUUGAAAGCAUCUUUCCUGCUGAUUUCAUUGCUGAAGGGUUAGAUCAAACCAGAGGUUGGUUCUAUACGUUGAAUGUUAUCUCUACGGCUUUACGCAAUGAUACUCCUUAUAAAAAUGUCAUUGUCAAUGGAAUUGUCUUAAAUGAAAAAACGAUAAAAAUGGCUUAGUCUAAGAAAAACUAUCAAAAUCCAGAGGAUGAAAUUAUUAAUGUAUUCGGAGCAGAUGCCAUGAGGCUUUAUUUAAUCAAUAGUGGAUUAGUGAAAGCCUAAACUCUUAACUUUAAUAAAGAAGGUGUUUAAAAUGUUAUUAAAAAAGUAUUCCUACCAUGGUAUAAUGUUUACAGAUUGCUUAUCUAAAAUUUGCAGAGGUAUGAAACCCACUUUGGUAUAUUCAAAUUUGACGACUCAGUUAUUAAUAAAGUCCAAAAUACAAUGGAUAAAUGGAUCGUCUCAUGUAGUCAAGAACUAUUAGAGUUUGUCAGAACUGAGAUGGAAUCAUAUAGAUUAUACACUAUUGUACCAAGGCUUAUUGAAUAUCUUAAUUCAUUAACUAAUUGGUAUGUUAGAUUGAAUAGGAAUAGAAUUAAAGGAGAUCAAGGUAAUCAUGAAUGGCACCUUAGCUUAAAUGUCUUAUUUGAUGUUUUACAUAAAAUUAAUCUUCUUAUGUCUCCAUAUGUGCCUUUCAUUACAGAGACUUUCUAUCAAAAUAUGAGAAAAUGCAUCCCAGAAGGGAAAAAUUAAAUGGAUUCUAUUCAUUUCCUGUAAAUUCCUGAAGUUAGGAGAGAAUUAAUUGAUCCUUAAAUUGCAUAAAAGGUUAAGAUGAUGUAAAUGGUUAUUGAAAAUGCAAGAAAAUUAAGAGAAACUCAUAAAAUUAGUCUGAAAUAACCUGUUAACAGUUUAACUAUUUUAUCAACUGAUGAAAAACUACUUCAAAGCAUCCAAUUACUUUCUAUGUAUAUUGAAGAAGAAAUUAAUACCCCACAAAUUUUUGUUGAAAAAGACUUUGCCCAAUACAUCCAAUAAAAAGCUGAGCCUGAGGUUAAGCUUUGUGGGAAAGAACUAAGGGAAAAAUUUGGUCCAAAUCUUAUUUAAUAAAUUAAAAAUUUUUCGUAAGAUUAAAUUACUUAACUUAUAACAGAAGGUAAGAUCUUAUUAAAAGUACUUGUAAAUGCUAAAAAGUAGGCAUCUGAAAAAUAACUGAUUUAGUAAGAAGGAAAUUUAGCAUAUGAGACAGAAUGUGAAUUAUUACUGAAACAUGUCAAAAUUACAGAGCAAUUUAUCUCAUAAAAACAUCAAAAUCUAUUGUUUACAAAAGAAGAUGGAUACUCAUUAAUCAUCGAUCCCUUUUAAACUCAAUAACUUAAGAAUUUAGGAUUAGCAAGGGAAUUUACUAAUAGAAUUCAAAAACUUAGAAAGAAGGCUCAAUUAAAAUAAGAAGAUUAAGUUAUUAUUUUUUAUUCUUUUGAUAAAGAUUCUCAAUUAUUUAAGGCUUUAGAAAAUCAAAAAGAAUGGAUUUAAAAUUAAAUUAAAAAACCUUUAUAUCCAUUAUAAUAACGAUCUUUUCUAAACUUAGAAAUUGCUUCUGAAAAAACAGAAAUUGAGGAUUAAAUGGUGACUCUUAUUAUUACUACUUAUUCACCUUUAUUUAAUAAACAAAAACUAUAAGAAUAAUUCAAUGAACAAUAGAUAGAUACACUUAUGAGAGUGCUAUCAGAACUAGAAAAUCUACAACCAACAGUUGAAAUUACUCUUGAUGGCUAAAAUAUUUCUCUUGGCCAAAAUCAUUAUACAAUUCCAUGA
This is a messenger RNA of Paramecium tetraurelia, 3456 nucleotides long. RefSeq lists its product as uncharacterized. The record is from RefSeq and is a predicted model, not a curated record. Gene Ontology annotation, biological process: isoleucyl-tRNA aminoacylation. The transcript has 5 exons. Gene Ontology annotation, molecular function: isoleucine-tRNA ligase activity; aminoacyl-tRNA deacylase activity; ATP binding. NCBI's taxonomy places the organism in Eukaryota, Ciliophora, Oligohymenophorea, Peniculida, Parameciidae.